Messenger RNA from Manduca sexta (tobacco hornworm), 1393 nucleotides. Its product is annotated as carbonic anhydrase 1. The record is from RefSeq and is a predicted model, not a curated record. The transcript is spliced from 9 exons. The coding region runs from base 349 to 1281 and encodes 310 amino acids. Lineage: Eukaryota; Metazoa; Arthropoda; Insecta; Lepidoptera; Sphingidae. Gene Ontology annotation, molecular function: carbonate dehydratase activity; zinc ion binding.
GAACUUCUCAGGUACGCAGGUUUCCUCACGAUGUUUUCCUUUACCGUUCUAAUUUACUUACUGAUACGAUAAUAUAACGUUAAAACAAAGUCGGCUUCCUACUCAUUUAUUUCAACUUCCUACAUUGUUCAUCGAGAAAAUGCCAUUGUGAUUAAGUAAGAAAAUCGCCAACAAAAUAUGCGACGAAUGUAAACAACCGAACGUUACAUGAUACAAUCGAAAUCACACCAAAAACCGUUACAAUAACAUUUGUGACAAUGGUUGUUUAACAAACAAAUUUUAUUUACACUACGCAAAGAAUAUCAGAUCAUCUGAUAUCAGUCGUGGUGCAUCUUGCGCGGUAGUACGAUGUGCUGGUGGAUCGUGAUUAUGGCUAUGGUUUUGGAAAUUGCGUCUUCAGUGUCGUACUACGGUCCGGCAUGGAGCUACGACGACGAGACGAACUGGCCCGGCAGUAAAUGUAGAGAAGGCGGAAAGAGACAAUCGCCCAUAGACAUCAGAACUACUGACGUCAUUAAGGACUUCAACAGCCACUUCAUCAAAUACGGAGCGUUGAAGUUCAUAGGAUAUCAGAAAGUCCUCCUGACUGGAGUCAAUAACGGACAUACUAUACAAUUCAGCUGCGAAGGCGAUGAGACGAUCCAUCCGGUUCUCACCGGCGGCCCUCUCAAGCAUCAGUACAGGCUCGAACAGAUGCAUUUCCACUGGCUGUCGGAGCAUUCUAUUAACGGAAUGAAGUACCCGAUGGAGAUCCACUUCGUGCACGUGCGGUCUGAUCUCACUGUGAUGGAAGCAUUGCAGAAGAAGGAUGGUUUGGCCAUCGUCGCUGUGUUCUGCCAAGUGCAAAGUGACCUGGACGACUUCGACACGGAGAAUACCGAGGAACUGGCGCAGACCAUCCCGAGACUCCUCAACACUGGAGAGAGGCUCAGCGGCGUGCUGCUUGAUAUGACGAAGCUUCUAAGUCCAAACAGAUACAACUACUUCACGUAUGCGGGCUCGCUGACGUCUCCGGAGUGCAAUGAAGUCGUCAUUUGGAUAAUAUUCGAGUCUCCGAUCUACAUGUCAGAUGCACAGUACCGCAUGUUCGGCAAGGUUGGCGUGGGUCGGCACAACUUCCGCAGCCUGCAAAAAGUCAGUAAUCACCUGGUGUUCUGCCCGCCCGCCAGCCACAUCAACACGCCGCAAAUCGUCAUCUUCUUCGAGAGCGUUGUUAAACUCGUUGCUGAGUUCUUCAAGAAUGUUACAAGUUAUAUGGCAAAAGGACUUAAAUCGCGAUAACGAAAAUUAGUUUGUAUUUUUUUAAUAAAAAUAUAAAACCACCUCUUUUGUUUAAUUUUACCCGAAAUAAAAAAAAACACGUUAUUGUAUAAUUAUUUAUUUAAAUUAAAUU